This is a messenger RNA of Passer domesticus (house sparrow), 774 nucleotides long. Its product is annotated as AF4/FMR2 family member 1-like. Lineage: Eukaryota; Metazoa; Chordata; Aves; Passeriformes; Passeridae. The transcript has 9 exons. Gene Ontology annotation, cellular component: super elongation complex. Gene Ontology annotation, biological process: regulation of gene expression. The record is from RefSeq and is a predicted model, not a curated record. The coding region runs from base 1 to 774 and encodes 257 amino acids.
AUGAAGUGGAAGAACAACAGAGACUUGCUCCGUAUUCUGGAGCAAGAGAGGCGGAGGAGGCAGGUGGCUCCAGAGGAGAAAGAUCCAUUUUUGGAGAAGACUCCCCUCUUUGCCAAGCCCUACAAGACAGAUAAAGAAGAUGAGCUGUCAAGGCGCAUCAAGAACCUGCUGGGCGACGAGGACUCCAAGGUCCUCCUGAGCCAUGAGUCCCCUCUGAAUCCCGGAUGGAUCCCAAAAAAACCUCAAUCCAACUUACAGGCCUCCAGUCAUAGGCCGGCCUCCAGUAAGACAAAUCCAUGUGAGGACAUAUGGAGAGAAUCCUCACCAGAAUCACUGAGCACCAGACCUAAGCCUGAGCAGAACUACGGUGCCAGCAAUGAAGGUCUCUCAAAUGGGAGGUCAGAAGCCAAAGCUCCACAAUCUGAAAUCUUUCUUGAGCCUGUCAAGCCCAUGGUGCACACUGCUGUGCAGUCCAUUGAAGGAAUAUUGAAGGAAAUGUGCAGCCCCCUGUCCCCUCUCCUGCCAUCCCUUCAGUCACCUGAGAGAACAGAGACUUCCAAAUUUCCCGUGCAGGCAAAGGCAAAGAAGCCCUCUGAUGUGCCAUCAAUUGAAGAAAUUUUCAGGGAAAUGAGCAGCUCACUGCCAGCUCUCCUGUCCCAUCUCCAGACGCCUCCAAAAGCAGAGACUUCCAAACUUCCAUUGGCAACAAAGGAAUCCCAACCUGAUGGAUCAGCAGCACAGAAGCAGACAGAGACCAUCAAGUAUUCCUACUGA